GAAGUAGGCGGAUAUAAAAGCAGAGGCCAGGGGCAGAGCGGGUACUCGUGUAGAUUGGGAAGAUGGGUGCGGAUGUGGUGCGGCUGGCCGCCUUGGCUCUGUCUCUCCCUGUACUGUCACUAUGUGAUCCACUAUUUGCCCUGACCGCGCCAAACGUGCUGAGACUUGGCACAAGGGAGAAUGUGUUUGUGGAGGCGCAGGGGUAUGACGGAAAUACACUUCAGGUUGAAAUCCGGGUCAAAGAUUUUCCUGCCAACCAAGUGCUAAUCUUGUCCCAAACAGUCACCCUGAGCAAAGAGAAAAACUUCCAGCAUAUGCAGGAUAUCCUGAUUCCUGAGAGAUAUUUUGAUCCCAAAAAAAAGCAGUACGUCCAUCUGCAAGCUAUUUUUCCAGAUCACGAAGUGGAGCAAGUCGUUCUGGUCUCCUUCCAGCCAGGGUAUUUAUUUGUGCAGACAGAUAAACCCAUCUAUAAUCCAGAAGACAUAGUUAAUUACAGGGUCUUUGCCAUGAACCCUGGUUUGGAGCCAAUCACAGAUGGCGUUACUGUGGAAAUCAUGAAUCCUGAUGGCAUCACACUCGAACAUGAAUUUUUGUAUCCUCCCAAUGGGGUCAAAUCUUCAAAUUACAAACUCCCAGAGAUUCCCAGGUUGGGGACCUGGAAGAUAGUGUGUGGAUUUGGAAAAAGCAGAGACAACCUUUUUACUGGAGAGUUUGAGGUCAAGGAGUAUGUACUGCCAAGCUUUGAGGUGAAGCUGACACCAAGACGGAUGUUCUUCCAUGUUGAAGAUGCUGAACUGAUUGUUGACAUAUCUGCCAAAUACCUGUAUGGGAACGCUGUUUCUGGGAAAGCGUUUGUGGUUUUUGGUGUGCUAAUGGACAAAGACGAGAAGAGGAGCAUCCCUGCCUCCCUGGAUAAAGUAAUUCUUAACUCAGGAAAGGGCACGGCCAAGUUAACAAGACAGCAAAUCCUGACGACCUUCGAGAACAUCGGACAGCUAGUCGGGCUGUCUCUCUACGUGUCUUUCAGCCUCAUGACAGGCAGUGGCAGCGGAAUUGUGGACACAGAGAGAAGGGGGAUCCUGAUAGUGACCUCACCCUACACCAUCCACUUCAAGAAGACGCCCACCUACUUUAAACCAGGAAUGCCUUUUCAUGCUUUGGUUUACGUCACAAAUCCAGAUGGCACACCUGCUAAAGGCAUUGCUCUGGAGGAAUUGGGCACAAAAUCUUUGGGCACAACGAACAGAAACGGGGUAGCAAAGUUUUCCAUCAACACCCCGGAAGGCAUUAGCACCCUGUCAAUCACUGUGGAGACCAAGGUCGAUGGGCUGAGUACUGAGCAACAGGCGAAACGACAGAUGCAGGCACAGGCCUACAAGCCACAAGAAGGCUCAAAUAACUACCUUCACAUCAGUGUCCUAGGAAAUGAAUUUAAAAAUGGAGACAACCUGGACAUACACUUCGACAUUCUGACCAGCCCAGGUGCUAAGGAAAAGACAUUUGAUCUCACAUACCUGGUAAUCAGCAAAGGGCGGCUAAUUCGUGCAAACAGAUACAACAGAAAGAAUGUGCAGAUGAUUGCCUUAAAAGAGAAAGUGACCAAAGACAUGCUCCCCUCUUUCCGAAUUGUGGCGUACUACCACAUGGACAAGGAAGUGGUGUCGGACUCUGUGUGGGUGGACGUAAAGGACACCUGCAUGGGAACGCUCAAGGUGACUUCAGAAGACAAGAUAAUGCAUCGGCCAAAUUUCCCCCUUACCUUCACCAUCACCGGUGACCCUGGGGCAAAGGUGGGCUUGGUGUCCGUGGACAAGGGUGUCUAUGUCCUCAACAAUAAGCACCGACUGACACAAACUAAGAUCUGGGACAUUGUUGAAAAGCAGGACAUAGGCUGUACCGCGGGUAGUGGUCGUGACAGUAUGGGAGUUUUCUAUGAUGCUGGGCUGGUGUUUGUAUCCAACGAUGGUGGGACCACAGCCAGAGCAGACCCCGAGUGUCCUGUUCUCCCCAGCAGACGGCGGCGCUCGCUCGAAUUGACGGAAGUUAAACACUCACUAGUGAGGAAUUACGAAGGGCAGCUGAGGAAGUGCUGCACGGACGGCAUGGUGGCCAAUCCCAUGGGCUACACGUGCGACAGACGCGCCAUGUUCAUCGAGGAGGGCGAGGAGUGCAGAGCAGCGUUUGUGCACUGCUGCUCGGAAGUGGAAAAGAAAUCCAAGGAAGCAAGGGCUGGCGAACUGAUACUUGCACGCAGUGAGGAACAAUACGAUGACGCCAAGGCAUUCGAUGAAAUAACGCCACGCACAACAUUUCCUGAGAGCUGGCUAUGGACUGAGAUAGACCUGCCAGCAUGUCCAGACGAGAACUCAAAGUGUGAGACGACAUCAGUGCAAAAGGAAAGCUUAAUGGGUGGCUCCAUCACAACAUGGGAGGUCACUGCUGUCAGCGUGUCCAAAGAUUACGGUAUAUGUGUGUCGGAUCCCUUUGAGAUGAAGGUGACAAAAGAUUUCUUCAUCGACCUGAAGCUCCCCUACGCUGCAGUCCGCAACGAGCAGUUGGAAAUAAAAGCGGUGCUUCACAACUAUUACCCUUUUGAAAUAACGGCCAGAGUUCAACUGUUUGAGACGAAGGACGUGUGCAGCACAGCCCGGGGGAAAAGAAAGUCCAUAGAAAUGGUGACAAUAGAUGAAAUGUCCUCCCGGGCUGUCCCGUUUGUCAUCGUCCCCAUGGCCAUCGGUACGCCCAGCAUUGAGGUUAAGGCCUAUGUCCUAAACCAAGGAUUUAAUGAUGGCAUCAAGAAGAAACUUCGUGUGGUGGCUGAAGGACAACGAAUGGAAAAAAAGGUCAAGACCAUCUUCUUGAAUCCAGCAGUGUAUGCAGGUGGAAUACAGAGUGAUACCAUCUCCCCUGUUGAUCUGAAGCAUAUUGUCCCCGGCACACACCCGGAGACACACAUCAGUGUGACUGGUGAGCUUCUGGGCCAGUCCAUUAACGCAGCCAUCAAUGGAGAAUUUGUGACCCACCUCAUACAACAGCCCGGGGGCUGCGGCGAGCAGAACAUGAUGACAAUGACUGGACCUGUCAUCGCCACACACUACCUGGACAAAACGCAGCAGUGGGAGAAAGCGGGGCUGGACCGUCGAGCUGAGGCUAUCAAGCACAUCAAGCACGGGUACAAUCGGCAGCUGGGCUAUCGGCAGAGUGAUGGUUCUUACCACGUUUUUCGUAAAACUAAAUCCAGCACCUGGCUGACAGCAUACGUGGCUAAAGUUCUUGGAAUGGCGUACAACCUCAUAACCGUUGGAGAAGAUGUUAUUUGUAGCGCCCUCAAGUGGCUGGUCCUGAACGCGCAGCAGCCAAAUGGCAUGUUCCUCGAGUUCGGCCAGAUCUAUCAGUCAGAGAUGAUGGGUGGUGUGAAGGAUAAUGACCCCAAAGUAGCGCUAACAGCCUUUGUCCUGAUCGCCAUGCAGGAGUCCUCUCACAUCUGCGUGACCAGAGUAGCUAGCCUGCCAGGCAGUAUGCGGCAAGCCAAAGAAUUCCUGUUGCGAAAUAUCCGUACACUGACCAACACGUACGCUGUAGCCCUGACCUCCUACGCACUGGCGAAUGAGAGACUGCAUCACCUGGAUAUCCUGAACCGCUUCUCAAAUGACAAAACAUCCUGGCGAGUCAGUGGCAAUCACCAUUUCACUUUGGAGGCCACUGGCUAUGCUCUGAUGGCCCUGGUCAAGGCCAGCCAGUUUGAUCAGGCUGCUCAUGUGGUCAAGUGGCUGACAGAGCAAGGGUUCUACGGGAGCUUUGGGUCCACCCAGGCUACCGUCAUAGUCUUCCAGGCCAUCGCUUUGUACAUGACGGAAUCGCCUGCAAAGAGCCCGACUAAUCUGACAGUGACUCUGUCUGUGGCUUCACGCAUCAUACCCGAAAAAUGGUUCUACAACCGCGACACGAUGCACAUCACCCGCUCAACCAAGGACCGGGGAAAUGAGAAAAUAGCAUUCAAUGCUACAGGAACUGGCCAAGGGACUCUGUCAGUGAUGACAAUAUACCAGGCUUUGCAAGAGGAUGAUGAAGCAGAUUGCACUGAUUUUAACCUGGAGGUUAAGCUAGAAAAGCAGACAACAGUUACCUACCCAUUAGCACAAGAGACGUACAUGCUCAGAAUUAACAUGAUGUACAAGUCCUUCAAAAGGGACUCCACCAUGUCUAUUCUGGAUAUCAGCAUGCCCACAGGCUUUACUGCAGAUGAGGCAGAGCUUAAACUGUUAACCUCAGGAAUGGACCAGUACAUCAAGAAGAUUGAGAUGGACACAAAGCUUUCAGAGAAGGGCUCCAUUAUUUUAUACCUGAAUAAGGUUUCCCACAGGCUGUCUGACCGAAUUGCCUUCAAGAUACAUAAGAUAAACAAUGUGGGUCUGCUUCAGCCAGCUGCUGUUACCUUGUACGAGUAUAACUCUAAGGAAAGCCACUGCACUAAGUUUUAUCACCCGGAGAAGAAGGACGGGGCGCUGAAGAGGAUCUGCCGGGAGGACGUGUGUCGCUGUGCAGAAGAACACUGCAGAUACGAGAAGAAGGAUGAACCCCGCGCCAUUACUGCCUGUUCAUCUGACAUGGAUUACGUGUAUAAGGCCAAAGUGAUGGAGGCGCACCGGACUCUCACCCAUGACCGCUUCACUCUUCUGGUAAUGACAACCAUCAAAGAAGGCACAGACUCUGCUGUGGAGGGGAAGAACCGAACCUAUUUAGCCCACAUCGAAUGCAGAGGGCCAAUAGAUCUAAUCGAAGGAAGGACCUAUCUGAUCAUGGGACCGUUUUCAAGUCUUGCAUACCAGGACAGGGGAGCCGUGGGGCCCCACGGGUCCACAUUGACACCCAGGGUGGAUUACAUAUUGAGUGGACACACCUAUAUUGAGUACUGGCCCACAGACUCGGAGUGCCAAGAGGAAAAAUUCCUGACGACCUGUAAAGACAUCGUGGAGGCCACAGAGAAUGUCCGCACAAACGGAUGCACCGCCUAAACUUGUGUGCGCCUCAAAUACGCACAUAUCUUUAAAACUGCUUUGCUUUUGCCCCACUGCAUUUUUGUCAAACUGCUUGAGUAAAUUUGAAUAAACAUGUAGUCUGCUUUAGGUGAA
Molecule: messenger RNA, 5132 nt
Organism: Conger conger (European conger)
Lineage: Eukaryota; Metazoa; Chordata; Actinopteri; Anguilliformes; Congridae
Product: complement C3-like
Exons: 41
Coding region: 63-5015 (1650 amino acids)
Cellular component (GO): extracellular region
Molecular function (GO): endopeptidase inhibitor activity; protein binding
Source: RefSeq, a predicted model, not a curated record